Molecule: messenger RNA, 2273 nt
Organism: Phyllopteryx taeniolatus (common seadragon)
Lineage: Eukaryota; Metazoa; Chordata; Actinopteri; Syngnathiformes; Syngnathidae
Product: ATP-sensitive inward rectifier potassium channel 1-like
Exons: 1
Coding region: 142-1278 (378 amino acids)
Biological process (GO): potassium ion import across plasma membrane; regulation of monoatomic ion transmembrane transport
Cellular component (GO): plasma membrane
Molecular function (GO): ATP-activated inward rectifier potassium channel activity
Source: RefSeq, a predicted model, not a curated record
CCGGCCACCAAUACUAAAUAAGAGUAAAUUGAGUUACAAGCUGGAUGACAGAACUCACAAGUCAAGGUACUGUAUAAAAUUUUAUAUCAUCAUUUAUAUGUGGAAACUAACACCACCACCACCACCCUCAGUAGUUCCAGGAUGUUCCAGGAUGUUCCCAUCCAGCCGAAGGGGCACUCGGGUCGCAAAAGCCGCCUGGUGACCAAAGACGGCCGCUGCAACAUCCAGUUCGGCAACGUGGAGUCGGGAAACCACUUGGCCUACCUGGUGGACAUGUGGACCACCUUCGUGGAGAUCCGCUGGCGCUUCGUGCUGAUUCUGUUCGUGGCGUCCUUCACGGGGAGCUGGUUCAUCUUCAGCCUGCUGUGGUACUGGAUCGCCAGGAGCAACGGCGACAUGUCGGCGCGCAAUCGCACCGACGGUCACGUCAUGUGCAUCGCCAACGUCAACAGCCUGACCACGGCCUUCCUCUACUCGCUGGAGACGCAGACCACCAUCGGCUACGGCGGCCGAGCACCGACCGGGCAGUGCGGCGGGACGGUGGCCAUCCUCAUCCUCCAGUCGAUGGCGGGCGUCUUCAUCAACAGCUUCAUGUGCGGAGUCAUCCUGGCCAAAAUCUCUCUACCCAAGAGGCGAGCCAAGACGGUGAGCUUCAGCGACACGGCCGUCAUCUGCCUGAAGAACGGCAAACUCUGCCUCCUGAUCCGCGUCGCCAACCUCCGCAAGACGCUCCUGAUCGGGAGCCAGAUCUACGGAAAGCUUAUGAAGACCACCACCACCCCGGACGGCGAGACCCUGAUCCUGGACCAGCUGGACAUCCACUUCACGGUGGACGCCGGCAAGGAUAACCUGUUCUUCGUUUGCCCGCUAACGCUCUACCACAUGAUCAACCGGGCCAGCCCCUUCUACGAGAUCUCCGCUGACACGCUGCCCCAGCAGGACUUCGAGCUGGUGGUCUUCCUGGACGGCACGGCCGAGUCCACCAGCUCCUCAUGCCAGGUGCGGACCUCCUACAUUCCCCAGGAGAUCCAGUGGGGGCGCAACUUCCUGCCCAUCAUCUCGCGAACCAAGACGGGCAAGUACUGCGUAGAUUUCUCCAACUUUUCCAAAAGCGUGCGGGUGGCCACGCCGCACUGCGCCCAGUGCUUCGAGGGCACCGUGGAUGCCAGGCACCGGAACCAACACGAGAAGAAAGACUCUCAGAAGAAGUUGGGCAUCCACAACUUGGCUUUCCAAGUCACUGACAUUCACGACGUCAUGGAUGUCACCAAGAUGUGAACCGAGAUGCUUCUCGUCCACUACGGUGGAACCUCGAAAACCAUCCGUCCAGGGCCCAUUUGUUCGGAUUUAGAAUCCAGGGUCAAACGAGACGAGACAGUUUUGAUUAAACAUUUUAACAUUCUUAAGUGUCACACAAGUGUUUAGAGAAGUUCAAAAUAAAACCAGAAUCAACAAUGAACAAGUCGUGAGAUUCGCAGCGAAAUCUUUCCAGAUUGUGGGACGGAUAAUAAUACUAAUAAUAUAAUCACGUUUUGUCACGUAAGAGAUUUGGUGUGACCUUCGAGGCGUAUUCCCCCCCCCCCCCCCCCCAAAUGUCUGGUGGAAUUGGCAAGUGGCCGACUUGAGUGUCCCGACUGUACUCUGAAGGACGUUUAAAGUGCGUUGCAAUGAAAAGGGGCAUUAACAGCGAAUGGCACAGCGGGUACCUCUUGAGAAGAUUAACGUCUGAGUCUGAUUUAAUGAAAAACUACAUCAUAACACCACACGGGCCUUUUCGCACUUUCUCAUUAUUGCCACUAUAAUACUAACUCAUACUGACAGACAUACUCGUCGUAUGCCUUCAUGAGUUGCAAGAAGCUGCUAAAUGCUAGUUUGUCCGACUGAAUGUAACUCAGGGAAGUUACUUAAUAAAAGUUUUUCUUUCCACAAUAUACUUGGCUAUUUCUUGAUCAUGAAAAUACGCGGUUGGAAAAUGGAUGGAUGGAUGGAUGGAUGGAAGAUGAUUGAUCGGAUUUGACACACCGUGGCACAAGGCCUUGAAAGUGACAGUGCUUGAGUAAAUUGAUGGCCAGUAGAGGGCAGCAAAGCACUGCUAUGACAAAACGAGCGUAAGCAAACUUUCAGCUAAUGUGGGACGAAAAUGACCUAUUUUAUAUUUUAAAACAUCUACAUUUGAUAUUUAGCUCGCUGGCUGAAUAUAUUAUAUAAUACAAAUAUAUUUAUAUAUAUUCGGGUUGAGAAUGUACAUUUAACUUGAUAUUAUCGCCAUGAUU